AUGUCUUACCAGUCAAAAGACUUCUACCCUCGCCCUGAUUUUGUACGAUCUAACAAUCGAUGGUCGCCCCUGAACGAUGGUUGGACCAUCUUAUACGACGACGACGAUGUCGGUCUGGAGCAACUCUGGCAUAUCAAGGGUGUACCCGACAAGGUCACAUUCGGUGCACCGGCCUCGACCAACGAACCGGCUCUGACUGAAGCAGAAGCCCAGACUCUCUCCCAGUUUCCCGAGCUGCGAGAGAAGGGGUUCGAAACGACCAAGCACAAGAAGGCCUCGGCCACAGAGCACGCCAAGUGUCCGAUCAACGUGCCAUUCGCCUUCCAGACCCCGGCCUCGGGCAUCCACGACAAUGAAGCGCACGAGGUGCUCUGGUACGAGCGGUCCUUCACAGAUCCACGUGGCCGGGCCGAGCCCGAGGGCAGUGCCGAGCGGGUCAUCCUCCGCUUCGGUGCCGUCGACUACGACAUGACGCUCUGGGCGAGCGGCGUCCUCGUGGGAUCUCACCGGGGGGGACACGUCCCGAUUGAGCUGGAUGUGACGGACGCACUGUCCCACGCCCUGGCUACGACGGGCAAGGGCGAUGUCCGGCUCGUCAUGCGGGUGAGGGACUCGCCGCACGACCUUGCCCAGCCGAGAGGCAAGCAGUACUGGGCGCCGCAGCCGGAGAGCAUCUUCUACACGCCGACCAGCGGCAUCUGGCAGCCCGUGUGGUGUGAGGUGGUCCCUUCGGCUCGCAUUGGCGACGGGAGUGCUGGCACGACCCUAGACGCCACAAACAUCGCGGAAUGCGUCCUGUCGGCCAAGAUUGCUGUCCCCGGCCGUAGAGCUGGGCACAAGUACAGCGUUGAGAUUAAGGGAUUGUUUCAGGGCCAAGUCGUCAACAGUGCCAAGGUAGAGCUGCCGAAUGAGAAGGACUAUGUCCAGGUCAACCUGGCAUUGAGACUGAGCGAAGACUGGAAAUCGUCCCUGCCCCAGCUGGCUUCAUCAGGAGCGGAGUCCUGGCGAGAUGGUCUCGCUCUGUGGUCGCCCUCAACUCCUAACCUCUACGAUCUCAAGAUCCGUCUUCUAGAUGCGGCCGGAAACACCCUCGACGAAGUCAACACCUACACUGGCUUCCGCCAGAUUGCAUGGGACCGUGGCGACAGCACAGUCUACCUCAACGACGAGCCCCUCUUCCAGGCCCUCGUGCUCGACCAAGGCUACUGGCCCGAGACGGGCCUCACGCCCCCGACCCCGGAGAGCUGCAGGCUCGACAUUGAGCUGAGCAAGGAGAUGGGCUUCAACGGGUGCCGCAAGCACCAGAAGGUCGAGGACCCGACUUUCCUCUACUGGGCCGACAAGCUGGGCUACCUGGUCUGGGGCGAGAUGGCCAACGCGUACGAGUUCAGCGACAGCUACGCGGCCAGCUUUGACGCCGAGUGGGCGGCCGCCGUGCGCCGCGACAUCAACCACCCGUGCGUGGUGGCCUGGACGCCCGCCAACGAGAGCUGGGGCUACCCGUCGCUGAAGGACAGCGCCCGCCAGCGCAACCACCUCCGCUCGCUGUACUUCCUGACCAAGACGCUCGACCCGACGCGCCCGAUCAACGACAACUGCGGCUGGGAGCACGUCGUCACCGACCUGACCACGUUCCACAGCUACGAGGACCGCCCGAAGCUCGCAGAGAUGUGCGCCGACCUGGAGGGGGGAAUCCUCGGGAAGAUGGCGGGCGGCCGGGACUUGUUCGUGCAGUCCAUAGACGCCGGCGGCGGCGGCGGCGGCGACAGCGAGGAUCCGGGCGCCCGCCAUAAACCUGGUGCGCCGGUGAUAUGUACCGAGUUUGGCGGCGUCAACAUCGCGCCGCCCGCGGAGAAGCACGGGAACGAGCGUGACUGGGGGUACACGACCGCCACGGACCCGGGUGAUCUUCUCAGGCGUAUCGAGGGGCUCAUGAUGGCUGUGGUCAAGGGCGGCCACUGCUGCGGGUUCGUUUACACGCAAUUAACGGAUAUUGAGCAGGAGGUCAACGGUCUUUACUCCUUCGACCGCAAGGAGAAGAUUCCAGCCGUAGAAGUCAAGAAGAUCAUCGAUGCCGCCGCCGCGACAUACUUUGAACUGAGGAAUAAGUAA
Molecule: messenger RNA, 2112 nt
Organism: Microdochium trichocladiopsis
Lineage: Eukaryota; Fungi; Ascomycota; Sordariomycetes; Xylariales; Microdochiaceae
Product: glycoside hydrolase superfamily
Exons: 2
Coding region: 1-2112 (703 amino acids)
Biological process (GO): carbohydrate metabolic process
Molecular function (GO): hydrolase activity, hydrolyzing O-glycosyl compounds
Source: RefSeq, a predicted model, not a curated record